AUGGCCAAGUCAUCCAAACCUGCCACUGGCUCACACGGGGUCAGGGAUAAUGCCGGAAAGUUUGACCGAGACGCUAGCGUCUCCAAGAGAACCAAUGGUUACAAAACUAAAGACAAGAAGCUAAGAGCAGGGCUGAAACGAAUCGAUGAUCAAUAUAAAGAUGCAGUCUCUUCCGCUGCUGCCACGGAGUAUCUAUUGCCCGAGUCCAGUGGAUUUUUGGAAGCCGAGGAUGAGAUGGAAAAGACAUUCAGGGUUAAACAGGACGAAAUUAAGAGUGCGGUUGACGUCACAACGGCGAACAAGGCACUCGAUCUUAAACUGACGAAUUUUGGACCAUACUCAGUGAAUUAUUCGCGUAACGGAACGCACUUGCUAGUAUGCGGAAAGAAGGGCCAUGUCGCAUCCAUGGACUGGAGGAAGGGCGAGUUGCGCGCGGAACUUAACCUCAAUGAAACAUGCCAGUCUGCAAUUUAUCUUCAAAAUGAACAGUACUUUGCAGUCGCGCAGAAAAAGUACACAUUCGUAUACGAUCAUGAAGGUGUAGAGUUGCAUCGACUCAAACAACACAUCGAAGUCAAGCAUAUGGAGUUCCUGCCAUACCACUACUUAUUGGCUACCGCGGGCCAAACCGGCUGGCUUAAAUAUCAGGACGUUACCACUGGCCAGCUACAAGCGGAGCUCAGGACAAAAUUGGGACCUACGUCUGCCAUGGCACAAAAUCCAUGGAAUGCCAUAAUACAUCUGGGACAUAGCAACGGUACUGUCACGUUGUGGGCUCCUAACAUGCCUACACCCCUAGCGAGACUACUUUCUGCUCGCGGUCCCAUCACCAGCAUUGCAAUCGAUAGACAAGGCUACUACAUGGCCACCACGGGAGCCGACAAGUCUUUAAAGCUGUGGGAUAUCAGAAAUUUCCGUGAAUUGCAUACUAUCGAAAACCUUCCAACUCCAGGAUCGAACCUCGCGAUAUCUGACACCGGCUUACUGGCGCUCUCAAGGGGCCCACACGUCACCUUAUGGAAGGAUGCUUUCAGGUCAAACAAAAGCUCUAGACCAUGCUUCGGGUCCAGCGGCUUGCCAGACCGCAACACCCCCUACAUGUCCAGUAUGUUCCCUGGAAAUAAAGUCAACAACAUGCAAUUCGUGCCCUUCGAAGAUCUACUCGGUGUGGGGCACGGAACUGGUGUCCGUAAUCUAAUUAUACCUGGAGCAGGAGAAGCCAAUUACGAUGCUUUGGAGGUCAACCCCUUCGAGACUGCAAAGCAAAGACAAGAACAGGAGGUCAGGACGUUACUCAACAAGUUACCUGCGGAUUCUAUCGCUUUGGACCCUACCGUUAUUGGAACUGUCGACAAACGUGCUUCAGCUACUAGGCUCAAUGCUAAGGACUUGGCAGAAAUCACCAACGCCAAAGCACUUGAAUCUAAAACAAAUAAAGACAUUCCUCAGGUAAUGCCCUCAGUAAAGGGCAAGAACUCUGGGCUCCGCUCAUUUUUACGCAAAAAGACCCAAAAUGUCAUUGAUGAAAGAAAGCUUAGGGUUAAUGCUCAGUUAGAAAAAGAGAAGGCCGCUCGCCAACGUAAAGAAAUGGUGAAAAGGGGAGAAAUUGAGGAGGGACAUCAAGACUUGGUCAACGAAGCCUUGAGUAGGUUUGGAUGA
Messenger RNA from Lachancea thermotolerans CBS 6340, 1659 nucleotides. It is a transcript of the gene UTP7, whose product is annotated as Utp7p. The record is from RefSeq and is a predicted model, not a curated record. The transcript has a single exon. Gene Ontology annotation, molecular function: protein binding. Bases 1 to 1659 code for a protein of 552 amino acids. Gene Ontology annotation, cellular component: small-subunit processome; 90S preribosome; nucleolus. NCBI's taxonomy places the organism in Eukaryota, Fungi, Ascomycota, Saccharomycetes, Saccharomycetales, Saccharomycetaceae. Gene Ontology annotation, biological process: maturation of SSU-rRNA from tricistronic rRNA transcript (SSU-rRNA, 5.8S rRNA, LSU-rRNA).